This is a messenger RNA of Mus caroli (Ryukyu mouse), 1872 nucleotides long. It is a transcript of the gene Tnfsf8, whose product is annotated as TNF superfamily member 8. The record is from RefSeq and is a predicted model, not a curated record. Lineage: Eukaryota; Metazoa; Chordata; Mammalia; Rodentia; Muridae. Gene Ontology annotation, molecular function: tumor necrosis factor receptor binding. Gene Ontology annotation, cellular component: membrane. Gene Ontology annotation, biological process: CD8-positive, alpha-beta T cell differentiation; immune response.
AGAUUAAUCCUAGGCGAUGAAAAAUGAACCUCUCCCCCACCCUUGCAGCCACCCUUCGCCUUACGCCCCCAGAGAAGAGUUUCUCCAUCCGGCAACUGGUGAAGGCUUUUUUCCAAGUCACAUGAUCCAGGAUGCAGGGGAAAAUCCUUCUUGGAACAGAGCUGGGUACAGAACCGAAUCAGAUGAGGAGAGAUAAGGUGUGAUGUGGGACAGACUAUAUAAAGCAUGGAGCCAAGGCUGCAACAAGCAGGCAGCUGUGGGGCUCCUUCCCCUGACCCAGCCAUGCAGGUGCAGCCCGGCUCGGUAGCCAGCCCCUGGAGAAGCACGAGGCCCUGGAGAAGCACAAGUCGCAGCUACUUCUACCUCAGCACCACCGCACUGGUGUGCCUUGUUGUGGCAGUGGCGAUCAUUCUGGUCCUGGUAGUCCAGAAAAAAGACUCCACUCCAAAAACAACUGAGAAGGUCCCCCUUAAAGGAGGAAAUUGCUCAGAGGAUCUCUUAUGUACCCUGAAAAGUACUCCAUCCAAGAAGUCAUGGGCCUACCUCCAAGUGUCAAAGCAUCUCAACAAUUCCAAACUGUCUUGGAACCAAGAUGGCACCAUCCACGGACUCAUAUACCAGGAUGGGAACCUGAUAGUCCAAUUCCCUGGCUUGUACUUCAUCGUCUGCCAACUGCAGUUCCUCGUGCAGUGCUCAAAUCAUUCUGUGGACCUGACAUUGCAGCUCCUCAUCAAUUCCAAGAUCAAAAGGCAGACGUUGGUAACAGUGUGUGAGUCUGGAGUUCAGAGCAAGAAUAUCUACCAGAAUCUCUCUCAGUUCUUGCUGCAUUACUUACAGGUCAACUCUACCAUAUCAGUCAGGGUGGAUAAUUUCCAGUAUGUGGAUACAAACACUUUCCCUCUUGAUAAUGUGCUAUCCGUCUUCUUAUAUAGUAGCUCAGACUGAGUAGUUGUUCUUAACCUUUAUGAAUAUGCUGUCUACCAUACAGUACUUCAUCUGUCCAAACAUGGGCAAAAGAAAAUAUUAGGACAACUCAAACUAAGCAUGUGAGUUAGUGCACUUCUCUUUCUGUCCUUUGGAAAAAUACAAACCCAGGAUUUAGAAAGUGAAGUCUCCUUCAGAUGCACAAACAGGAAAGAAUGUGAUAUGUGCACAGAGACCUACUUGGGCACUAGAAGGGGUUGAGUUGUCCCAGUAUAACCACUAAUUCACUGACCUUGAGCCAUUUUUCCUCCCCCUGGAACUCCGGGUCUGAAUCUGGAAAAGUAGGAGAUGGGAUUUACAUUUCCCCAAUAUUUUCUUCAACUCAGAAGAUGAGACCAUGGAGCUGAGUUCCCCACGCAGAUGAAGGCCUCCCAUGGCAUGAGGAAAAUGAUGGUACCAGUAAUGUCCGUCUGACUGUCAUCUCUGCAAGUCCUAAGGACUUCCAUGCUGCCUUGUUGAAAGAUACUCUAACCUCUUGUAAUGGGCAAGGUGAUCCUGUCUCCCAUUGAGGGGAGUAGCUGCUGCCAUCUCCUGAGACAUACAUGGAGACAUUUUCUGACCAAAUUCCAUUCUGUGUGCAGUUUUUAAGUAUUCCCCCCAAAGUUCUUGACAAUGAGAACUUUGAAUGUGGGAAGAACUUCUGGACAGCAAACAUUAACAGCUUCUUCUGACCAGAGGGACCAUGCCCUUCUCUUAGACCCAUCAAGCUUGAGGUUUCUACAUCGUGGGGGACUUUUGAUAAACCAUUUGAGUUGAUGUCUGGGCCCCUGGGAGUUCUCCUUCAGUAAGGAGAGCAAGCCAUUCUAGUGCUGUGAGAGGAUGGAGUAAAAUAGACGCUUUUCUGAAGGAAAGGAGAACAAAGUUCCAGAAAAAGGCUAGAAAAUGUUU